UUCCAGUUCUGCAUGUUUGGCAACACUUGAUAUUAUCAGGCUUUUAAAUUAUAGUCAUUAUGUGGGUGUAGUAAUAUCUCAUAUUUUCAUUUGCAUUUCCUUAAUGACGUGAUGUUGAGCAUCUUUUCAUAUGUUUAUUGGCCUUUCAUGUGUCUUUUGUGACUUGUCCAAAUAUGUCACCCAUCCUAAAUUAGGUUGUUUCUCUUAUUCUUGAGUUGUAGGCAUUGUUUUAUAAUCUGGAUACCAGCCUUUUGUCAGAAUAAAUCAUUUUUUUCCAUGUAUAUUCCUACUGUGUUCAAGUUCCACAGUUGUCUUUGCUGUUCCUUAAAUAGGCUAAGGCCAAACGUGUCUACGGAGGCUUUGAACUCUGUUGCCUGGAGUGCUGCUCUCCCACAGCUGGUCAGACCUUCUCCCUCCGGUCACUGUUAAAGUGGUCUUUUUGGUGACAUCUUUCUUAACCUUCCUACUUAAAAUAGUAAUACCCCAUGGCCUGGCACCUCCACCCCUUUUCUCUAUUUUAUUUCUCCAUAGCACAUAUCCACCCAACAGUUACAUUUGUUAUUUACCUAUCUUCUUGUGUAAAGAAAAAUAUUGACCCAACAUAAGCUCCAACCAUAAGGAACAAGGAAAAUGGUUCUAUUCGGGCUGUUAAGGGAUUACCUCCUCCUUGGAGGCCAAUACGGUCAGGGAUGACAAAUUCAUGAGACUGCUAGAUGAAGGAAGAGGUUGAUCUCAGUAAGGUGCGGUCACCUACCUCAACUAGCCAAGGGAGAUCGGCAACCGCGGCCGCUCGAGGCUUUCCCUAAAUGACCGCACGUAGAGCAAGAAGGAAACUUGAGCCCCGCCUGCCUCGAAAAAUAACUGGAGCAGCGGAGACCUAUACGGGGCUCAUCUUGGCCACACUUUUAUUUGCACAGGAAGAAACUGAGGACGUCUCAUCUAAGGCUGAACACGGGUUAGGGACAAGGCUGAGGGGGACUUCGCACCCAGGCCUCAGCUUCCGCCCCCGGAUCCGCUCCGCCCUCCGCGCCCCUCCGGCGGGGGGUCGAAGGGCCUGCUCACCGGCGGGUGGGACUGUGGCGCGGAACCUUCCGCCCGCUGAGAUCCGGAAAAACGGGUUAAGGCUGGGGCGCUGCCGCGGCCGAGCGGCCGGAAGCCGGGGGCUUUGUUUCCGAGGGGAAGACCUUAGGAGUCGGACUGGGCGCGACGUAGAAUCCUGCUAAUCUAUGAAAUGCAGUUAACACAUCAGCUGGACCUAUUUCCUGAAUGCAGGGUGACCCUUCUGUUAUUUAAAGGGGUAAAAAAUUCUGGAGACUUGAGGAAAAAGGCCAUGGACGGUGCUAUUGAUGGUUCCUUAAUAAACCCUACAUUGAUUGUUGAUCCAUUUCAGAUACUUGUGGCAGCCAACAAAGCGGUUCACCUCUACAAACUGGGAAAAAUGAAGACAAGAACUCUGUCUACUGAAGUUAUUUUCAACCUUUCCCCAAAUAACAAUAUUUCAGAGGCACUGAAAAAAUUUGGUAUAUCAGCAAAUGACACUUCAAUUCUAAUUGUUUACAUUGAAGAGGGAGAAAAACAAAUAAAUCGGGAAGACCUGAUAUCUCAGGUAGAAGGUCAUCAAGUAUCUCUGAAGAAUCUUCCUGAAAUAACAAACAUCACAGAAGUCAAAAAGAUAUAUAAGCUGUCUUCACAAGAAGAAAAUAUUGGGACAUUAUUGGAUGAUAUUAUUUGUAGAAUGUCAACAAAAGAUGUUUUGUGAAAUGACAGAUAGUAAACUUUCAACAUUUAUUAAAACCAUUGAUUUCCCUUUCCUUUUUAUAAAAUUUAUAUGUGUUCCUUAUAGAAAUUUUUAAAUACAAUGGUAAAACAAAACAAAAAGAAUACACCCACUCCUAUAUUAAUAUUUUAGUAUUUUAAAAGAGAAUCACUGUUACUUCUAUUUGUUAUUGUCUUCUACUCUCCUGUUUUUAUUCCUAUAUAACUGGAAUAAUUGGAUGUCUGUAAUGUACUAGGUUCUUGGAAUAGUGAUUUCAUAUCCAUCAGCUCAUGCCCCUGCUUAUUUCUGGCUACCCUGGCAUUCUCCCUCCAAGGCUCCUGGUUCUAAGGGUUCUACAGUCAAGACUUCACUUAAUUCUCACCAUGCCUCAGGAGGUAGAUACUGUUUUUACCCCCAUUUUUAAAACAGGCACAAAAGGUUACUUAUU
Molecule: messenger RNA, 2204 nt
Organism: Manis pentadactyla (Chinese pangolin)
Lineage: Eukaryota; Metazoa; Chordata; Mammalia; Pholidota; Manidae
Gene: TPRKB
Product: TP53RK binding protein
Exons: 5
Coding region: 1232-1759 (175 amino acids)
Biological process (GO): tRNA threonylcarbamoyladenosine modification; telomere maintenance via recombination
Cellular component (GO): nucleus; EKC/KEOPS complex; cytosol
Source: RefSeq, a predicted model, not a curated record